AUGUCCAAGCUCUUUAUUGGCGGCCUUGCAUGGCACACUGAGGAAGGCACUCUCAGACAGAAGUUUGAGGAGUUUGGUGCCGUUGAGGAAGCUGUAAGUACUGAUCGCCCGGUCCGAAGAAACUUUCUUGAGAAUGGCGUCGCCAUAGACCAUGGAGAGACACUUUGUCCCAACAUUCCAGUCGUUGUGAAGGACCGCGACACUGGCCGCAGCCGUGGAUUCGGCUUCGUCCGCUACACUCAGGAUAGUGACGCUCAGAAGGCCAUUGCUGCCAUGAACAACGUCGAGUACGCUGCCUUUGCGAAACUGCUUUCCAUUGCUUGCUUGUUUGACGGACGCACUAUUCGCGUUGACAAGGCCUCUGACAACGGUCCCCGCGGUGGCGGUGGCUACCGCGGCGGCUUCGGCGGCGGUGGUGGACGUGGCGGCUACGGCGCGCCCCCUGUGCCUUACGGAGGCGCUCCCGGUGGAUACGGCGUUCCCAACAUGGGCUACCAGCAGCAGCAGCCUGCUUACGGCCGCGGCUACCCCCCUCAGCAGCCCUACGGCGGUGCUCCUCCCCAGGAUGGCUACGCGCCCCAGGCUCCCUACGGAUACGCCGACCCGUCUCAGCAGCCCCAGGGCGGCCGAGGCUAUUAG
Colletotrichum lupini is the source of this 639-nucleotide messenger RNA. RefSeq names its product RNA recognition domain-containing protein. Bases 1 to 639 code for a protein of 212 amino acids. The record is from RefSeq and is a predicted model, not a curated record. The transcript has 5 exons. Gene Ontology annotation, molecular function: RNA binding. Lineage: Eukaryota; Fungi; Ascomycota; Sordariomycetes; Glomerellales; Glomerellaceae.